GACUUCCAUGGCCUCACUCCUCCCAAGCUCGACGAUGCAUCGUGGAACUUCGGGAAUCCUGGCAGCUCCGGCCAUCCAGAGUUUUGCUCGCGACCGUGUCUGCAUGUCUUCAGGGAGGGCGGGUGCUCUCGCGGUGUGAUGUGUGGCCACUGUCACUUGCAUCAUUCGCAUCGUACCAAGUUGGAUCAGUUACAACGAGCCUACCUCAACCACUUGAAGGAUGAAGAGCGGCUCGCCGUGUUUGUGCCACUUAUUCGGCGAAGGGCCUCGCAGAUGGGCCUUUUGCCAGUCGUCGAGAAGAUCGUGGAGAUGCUUGAGACAGAGGCCGCGCCGCACAACAAGACAGUGCCACCAAACAUUCCUCGGUGCCUGCAGAAUGUUGUGCAGAGAAUGCCGCUGAAUCAGCUCAUCUUCUGGUCCAUGCGCAAGCUCCCCGAGCGUGUGCAAGUUGCCUUGCAGUCGACGAAAUCAAGCAUGAGAUCUCCGCAACUCUUGGUCGGACACCGAGGGCCCUCCAUCUUGCUAUGA
Molecule: messenger RNA, 528 nt
Organism: Symbiodinium sp. CCMP2456
Lineage: Eukaryota; Dinophyceae; Suessiales; Symbiodiniaceae
Source: the annotation of a GenBank genome assembly